Messenger RNA from Penicillium antarcticum, 1149 nucleotides. RefSeq names its product DUF3431 domain-containing protein. Bases 1 to 1149 code for a protein of 382 amino acids. Lineage: Eukaryota; Fungi; Ascomycota; Eurotiomycetes; Eurotiales; Aspergillaceae. The transcript has a single exon. The record is from RefSeq and is a predicted model, not a curated record.
AUGCACAAAAAACUACAAAGGGCUAUAUCUCAAUUAAUGAUCUUCCUCUGCAUCCUCUUCUUCAUCCUAUACCUCAACCGCCCACAAAGAACCCAAGAGAAAAUUUUCGCAUGGACCAAAAUCCGCUACAAAACAACCUCAGCCAUCAUCCCUGAGCGAAGAGGCAUCUGCCCAGGCCUAGCAGGAAGCACGAAACCAGCCUUGAUAGUCGCGCGCACAGCAGCAGACGGCAAUCCGUCCUGGCUGGAGAACCUGCGGGCAAAGUAUCAUGUAUGCAUAUACAAUGUCGACGCCCCUACCGACAAAGAAAGCAACUUACUCCAAGUCCCCGCAAACCGCGGCCAUGAAGCAAUGACCUACUUAACCUUCAUCAUCGACAACUACGAUGAUAUCCCGUCUGCAGGCGCAGUCUUCGUCCACGGCUCCCGUUGGGCCUGGCACAAUGACGCACCGGACUAUGAUAAUGCCGCGCUGCUCGCGGCUUUGGAUGUCCGACGCGCGCUCCAGCCAGCGGGGUAUCACAAUAUGCGUUGUGACUGGAGUACCGGGACGUGUCCUUCGUCUGUCCCCGCACAGGGUAGUCUCGAGAUGAGAUUGCAGAGUGCCGUUGCGCCGUGGAGUCCGCGUGCUGCAUCAGAUAUGGCGCUGCCGAAGGCGUUGGCUCAUAUCUUUGGUGGGGAUUUUGAUGAGGCGCUUUCAUCUCGCAUUGAGCAGCAGGUGCAUUUGCAUCUUGGGCGGAAUGAUGCCGUGCGCGCCCAGUGUUGUGCGCAGAUUGUUGUAUCGCGCGAGCGGGUGUGGCAGCAUACUCUGGAGGAGUAUGUUGCGCUUCGGCAGUGGUUGCUUGAUGGGAGUGAUGAUGGGGUUGCGAGGCGGAUGAGUGUUGAUGAGAAGGCGGCGCCUGGGGAUGAUCUUAUUGCUGGGCGGGUUUUGUCUUAUUUGUGGCAUAUUUUGUUUGCGCCGUUUGAGGAGGAUGGGGGCGUUGAUUUGAUGAAGCUUAAUCGGUUUGCUUGUCCUUCUGCCGAGGAGUGUUAUUGUCGCCUUUAUGGGAGGUGUUCUUUGAAGUGUCGUGGUCCUGCCAGUUGUAGUGGGCAGUACCGCGUACCUCAUAAUUACAAGUUGCCGGCGGGUUGGGCAGAGACGCAUUCAUAG